AUCAGAGAGAGGUUUUACGUUUUACUUUAUUUCCCUGGAAUCUUUUUUUUUCUCCAUGGGGAUUCUCUGGGAUUCGUUUCUCUUCUUACUUGUGGCAACUUUUGCUCUGUUCUUAGUUAGGAUCGUGUUAUUCAAAACUGGAUUGAUUUACAUGGUGAAGUUAUGGCGGAGGAAGAUCAUCGACUGGUUUCAUGUUUACCAAUUCUACAAAGUCCCAGAAUUCAACGACAACGUUCAAGAGAAUCAUCUCUAUCAAAAAGUAUACAUGUAUCUAAAUUCCUUAAGCUCAAUCGAGAAUUCUGAUUUCACGAAUCUCUUCACCGGGAAAAAGUCCAACGAAAUCAUCCUCCGGUUAGAUCGGAACCAAGUCGUUGGCGACGAGUUUCUCGGCGCUAGAGUUUGUUGGAUUAACGGAGAAGACGAAGACGGAGCGAGGAAUUUCGUUUUGAAGAUUCGUAAAGCUGAUAAACGGAGAAUUCUCGGUCCUUAUCUCCAGCAUAUACAUACAGUAUCUGAUGAGCUUGAACAGAGGAACACAGAGCUUAAGCUUUUCAUCAACGUCGGAAUCGACGAUCAUCUCAAGAAGAAGAAGAAUGGACGGUGGAGAUCAAUUCCGUUUGAUCAUCCUUGUACCUUCGACAACAUCGCCAUGGAAACCGAUCUGAAGAACAAAGUCAAAUCCGAUCUCGAAUCUUUCCUCAAAGGUAAACAGUAUUACAAUCGCCUUGGCCGUGUUUGGAAACGGAGUUAUCUCUUAUACGGACCUUCCGGUACCGGAAAAUCAAGCUUCGUCGCAGCAAUGGCGAAUUUCUUAGAUUACGAUGUUUACGAUAUAGAUCUCUCCAAAGUAGUUGAUGAUUCAGAUCUUAAGAUGCUUCUGUUACAAACCAGAGGCAAAUCAGUGAUCGUGAUCGAGGAUCUAGAUCGAUACCUCUCGACGAAAUCAACGGCUGUGAGUUUAUCUGGGAUUUUGAAUUUCACUGAUAGUAUUAUCAGUUCUUGCACCGCCGAUGAACGGAUCAUGGUGUUUACGAUGACUGGGAAAGAACAAAUUGACCCGGCUAUGCUUCGACCGGGUCGGGUCGACGUACACAUUCAUUUUCCGUUAUGUGAUUUCACGGCGUUUAAAACGCUCGCUAAUAACUACUUAGGUGUUAAAGAGCACAAGCUUUUCUCUCAAGUUGAAGGAAUAUUCCAAAACGGUGCGUCUUUGAGUCCCGCCGAGAUCGGAGAAUUGAUGAUCGCGAAUCGUAGCUCGCCGACUCGUGCGUUGAAGUAUGUCAUCAAUGCUUUGCAGACUGAUGGAGAUCGGCGAGGAACGGGACGGCGUUUGCUUUUAGAAAGCGGUUCGAGAAAAUCGACGUCGGAGGAUGUUUCCGAUGAUAUGAAUGGUUCGCUUUGCGGCGGUGGCGGAGGAGGAAGUUCGCCGGCGGUGAAGGAGUUUAGGAAGUUGUAUGGGUUGUUGAGGAUUAAAAGUAGUAGAAAAUCUGGAUCGUUCGAUGUGGCUAGAGAGAUGAGGGACGGCUAGAAUUCGAUUUCUGCAAGAAUGAGACCUGUGUUCGUGGGGAAUUUCGACUAUGAUACUCGCCAAUCGGAUCUUGAAAGAUUGUUCAGCAAGUACGGGAGAGUGGAUCGAGUUGAUAUGAAGUCUGGUAUAACUUGUUACAGUUUCUUGCACUUGCUACAUUCUACACAUCUACAUCUUUAUUUACUACAACAUCAUCGAACGCCUCUACUUCUUAUGUACACCAGCCUUCACAUUGAUGCAGGGUAUGCUUUUGUGUAUUUUGAGGAUGAGCGUGAUGCUGAAGAUGCAAUCCGUGGGACUGACAAUACCACUUUUGGCUAUGAGCGACGCAAGUUAUCAGUCGAGUGGGCCAAGGGUGAACGUGGGAAGCCUCGUGAUGGAAAGGUAGCCUCGAAUCAGAGGCCUACAAAGACACUCUUUGUCAUCAACUUUGACCCUAUUCGCACAAGAGAGCGUGAUAUGGAGAGACACUUUGAGCCAUAUGGUAAAGUUCUCAAUGUUCGCAUAAGGCGCAAUUUUGCUUUUGUUCAAUUUGCAACCCAGGAAGAUGCAACCAAGGCCCUUGACUGUACACACAACAGCAAAAUAUUGGAUAGGGUUGUUUCUGUUGAGUAUGCUUUGAGGGAGGAUGGUGAAAGAGAAGAUAGAUAUGCUGGCAGUCCAAGAAGGAGAUCUCCUAGCCCAGUGUAUCGGAGGCGUCCUAGUCCUGAUUAUGGCCGUCCUCGCAGUCCUGAAUAUGACAGGUACAAGGGUCCUGCUCCUUAUGAAAGACGUAGGAGUCCAGAUUAUAGGCGUCGCAGUCCAGACUAUGGCAGAGCAAGAGCUAGGAGUCCGGGCUAUGACAGAUACAGGAGCAGCCGGUCCCCUAUUCAAAGAGCAAGAGGUUGAAGAUGCUGUUGGGCGAUGGAUUUUUAAAAUGUAUGCGUUUUCUAUGUUAGUCGGGUACAAAAACAAGUUAUUAGUACUGAGUCUUCACCGCUUAUGACUUGAACCGUAUGUGCUUUGCUACUAUAUGUGGUGUAGAGUAGAAGUAUUAGUAGCUUAUAAUGACAAUGAUCUCUUUUGGAAUUGGAAUAGUUUCAAGGUUGGGUCCUUUGUAAUCAUUCAGUUUUUAAGGAUCAAGAAAGCUUUUUUUUUUUC
Messenger RNA from Arabidopsis arenosa, 2668 nucleotides. The record is from the annotation of a GenBank genome assembly. Lineage: Eukaryota; Viridiplantae; Streptophyta; Magnoliopsida; Brassicales; Brassicaceae.